Anopheles cruzii is the source of this 2804-nucleotide messenger RNA. RefSeq names its product UDP-glucosyltransferase 2-like. The transcript has 5 exons. The record is from RefSeq and is a predicted model, not a curated record. Gene Ontology annotation, molecular function: UDP-glycosyltransferase activity. NCBI's taxonomy places the organism in Eukaryota, Metazoa, Arthropoda, Insecta, Diptera, Culicidae. Bases 758 to 2398 code for a protein of 546 amino acids.
GGCGAGCAGCUGUUCGUACACAGAUACAAACAAACACAAAAGAAACGGGAGCAACACAAGCAAGCGAGCUUGUGACACAACUCACGAACGCACGCACGCACGCACGCAACGCACGCCUGCAGCAGCUGAUUGGAGCAACGGCGAUCGAUAGCGGGUGCUUCGCCCGAGACCUCUGCUGGCCAUCUUCCGGACUACGUUUGGAACGUUAUCUUCUGGGACGCUUGAGAUCGUUGCCGUAGUGUCCUUGAGCUGGGUUCAAAGAAAACGUGGCUUCCGGAGCGCGACCGCUCGGAUUCAUCGAGCAAGAGUGACCGUUAAACGGGCCCCAGUGCCGGUGUAGGUCGACGAAGAAAGCACUUCACGCCCGGCUGCAUAAAACGUGACGCGCCGAGCUGUAACGAGUGAGGUGCUUCAGAGCGAGUUCGUUCGUGCUGAUUGCGCCUUUAUUGAGCGAAAUUUAUUCCAUCACGCAAAGGUUCGCGAGUGGCGCAGUCCCGCAGUGCCUAGCGACUGGCGUGGUGUCCAUUUUGAGUUGAUGUACCGCAAAAGUACCACCAAUUCGUAACCGAUCGUCAAUUAGGCAAGGUCAGGUUGGUUAGCAACGUUCGCCAAGAGCUUGUGACAACCAAAUAAGGCGUUCUUCGGGGCAAGUGAACAAUUUCCGCCGCCGACGACCCCGUUAGAGUGUUGCCAACGGGAGCCAACGGGGUCGGAAUCUUUGGUCGGUUGAUCCACUCUCAAAAUAGAACACCGCAGGAUGGCCACGGUGACUGACCGGCGGCGACGGGCGGCGGUGUCAACAACAAGUGGGCUGCUGCUGCUGCUGCUGCUGCUGCUCGGUGCCCCGACCGACCGGUUGGCAGACGCGGCCAAGAUACUGGCAAUCUUCCCGGUGCCCCUGAAGCAGCACCAGCUCGUCUACCGGCCACUGCUCGAGGAGCUAGCACAGCGAGGCCACGACAUUGUGCUGGUCACAACGGAUCCCAUGGAUCCACAGCAUCGGCCCGAUCGAAUCGAGCAGAUCGAUCUCAGCUUCGCCUACCGGCUGCCGGUGCUGGAGCAGCUCAACGUGGACGGGCUGGACGGGCGCGAUAUGCUGCGCAAAGUGUUCGAUGUGAUGCGCACGAUCUCGGCCGAGGAACUGCAGCAUCCCGCCGUGCAGAAGCUGAUCCAGUCGGCCAGCCAGGAUGACGGAGUGGCCAAGUGUUCCCGGUUCGAUGUCGUCAUCGUGGAGUGGUCGGGCGUGACGCUGAUGAAUGCGUUCGCCGAACACUUUCGCGCGCCCCUGGUGGGAAUCGCAAACGGCGGAGCCUACAUCAAUGCACACGAGGCCCUGGGCAACCCGAACCACCCGAUCGGCUAUCCGAGCAUCUUCAUGCCGUUCAGCGAGGAUCUCAGCCUGCUGCAGCGCAUUUCGAGCGUACUGUUCACCGUUUGGUACAGGUUCUAUUACUACACCGAGGAGAUCCCGGCGCAGAAUGCGAUCGCGAAGGGUGCCUUCGGCGAAUCCAUCUCCGAUCUGUGGCAGAUCGAACAGAACGCCGAUCUGCUGCUGAUCAACUCCUACCAGCUGCUCGGUAACGUGCGUCCGGUCGGACCGACUACCGUGUAUCUCGGUGGCAUCCACCAGCGGCCCACCAGCGGCGGCGAUGGAUCGAUGCUGCCGGCCGAUCUGGAACUCUUCCUCGCCCAGUGCGACGAACCGGUCGUGUACGUGAACAUUGCGGCGCACUCCGGCCGGGCGCGGAUCGAAAAGAUCGUCAAGACGCUCGAGCAGCUCGAGGUGGCCAGCGUGUGGUCGCUGAACGAGGCUAGCGGGGUCAUCAAUACCUCCGCCCGGAUCUACCAAUCGUUUAGCGUGCCCCAGGAGGAGGUUCUCGCUCAUCCUAAAGUGCGUCUGUUCAUAACGGACGGGGGCCAGAUGAACAUCGAGGACGCCAUCCAGCAUCGGGUGCCGGUGGUUGGCAUCAGCUUCUCGACUUCGUACGAGCACUAUUUGCUUCAGAUUGCCAAGUACGAGGCCGGCAUCGUGUCGCUCAUCGACUUCGAAACCCAAGCCACCUUCAUGGACAAGCUGCGGGAGGUGUUCACUGUGGAAAGAUAUCAGGAAAACGUUAAUAAACUCCAGCGUUUGCUCAACGAUCAACCGCAAACGUCGAUGGAGCGCGCCGUCUGGUGGAUCGAGUAUGUAGCUCGCAACGGUGGCGCUCAGCCGCUAAGAGGGCGCCACCUGACAUGGUUCGAGUCUCUGAUGAUAGAUGUGCUGCUGGCGGUCGGUGUCUCCGCUAGUCUCGCCGGUUUAGCAAUUGGCUACGUAAUCUAUCGAGCAGUUCACUAUUCGAAAAGUUUACCCACGGAAAUGGUGACCCGCGGAAGCCGCAAAUGUAAAAUGCUGUAGGAGUUAGCGAAGAAGGCAAUAGGAAUGGGGUUGACCCCAGGGGUUGCCUACUCUAAACUCAGUUUGCCACUUUACCGGGCUCUAGUCUCUGCGGGCGGACUAAAACGGGCCCAACCUCACACACACAAAAAACACUCACACUCUGAACGUGUCUGAAAGUCUGAAACGAUCUACUAUUUGUGACGGGCUUAGCGAGAAGCGGUUAGCAACGAUCGAUCGUGUGCCUCUCAAGAGUGCGUGCGAACGAGUCUUUGAAUGGAGCCUUUAGACUGCGAACCACCUCAAGCUGAACCCAGGAAAGCGGAGCUAUUGUUUAUUGCCUAAGUAUGUUGUGAUAUUACCGAUGUAAGAUUUGUCGUUGAGCGAAUGAGCGAAUGAUCAAUAAAGUGACCACAUUUCUGACAAU